CUGGCCAUACAAAGGCAGCCCAUCUUCAGGCCAAGCCACUAGCACCACCCACUUACCGUCAUGGAUCUGCCCCGGCUGACAUGUGUAUUGCCCGCACGCCCAGCACCACAGAGUUUGGAUUCACGCCAGACAACAAGACCGAGGCCGGCACUCCCCGUUUGCGUCCCUUGUCGCUUUCACCUCAACGACACGAACGGAUUUUUCUCCAGCUUUCGGUGCCUAGGCGACCACGCUGCCACUGCCUGAGUUGGGCCAAGUCGGAAGUAAGCCGUACUACUUCCGGGCUCCUGCACCCUUGCUUUUUGGACAGUAUCCUUAGCCGCUCGUGCGGGCUCCUGAUUCGUUAUCGUCACAUGUGUCGUUGUGGCAAUGCCAUGGUUUGCAUGCGUCUCAACACACUGUCUGACAUGCACGGUUUUGACGUGUGUAUCAGCAUCUCUUCAGCAGGUCUGGGACUUGAUUGCAAUGCCAAGUUUCUGAGCGGCCUUGUGCCGGACAGACUGGUAGGGCUUGCGUCCGUGAAGUGGCUGAUGGUGGUGGAAUGAUUUGAGCUUACGAUAU
Exserohilum turcica Et28A is the source of this 561-nucleotide messenger RNA. RefSeq lists its product as uncharacterized. The record is from RefSeq and is a predicted model, not a curated record. The transcript has a single exon. Lineage: Eukaryota; Fungi; Ascomycota; Dothideomycetes; Pleosporales; Pleosporaceae. The coding region runs from base 81 to 545 and encodes 154 amino acids.